Messenger RNA from Notothenia coriiceps (black rockcod), 5924 nucleotides. It is a transcript of the gene fmnl3, whose product is annotated as formin-like 3. Gene Ontology annotation, cellular component: cytosol. Gene Ontology annotation, molecular function: small GTPase binding; actin filament binding. Bases 456 to 3623 code for a protein of 1055 amino acids. The transcript is spliced from 26 exons. The record is from RefSeq and is a predicted model, not a curated record. NCBI's taxonomy places the organism in Eukaryota, Metazoa, Chordata, Actinopteri, Perciformes, Nototheniidae. Gene Ontology annotation, biological process: regulation of cell shape; cell migration; cortical actin cytoskeleton organization.
CACACAACAAUAAUGAAUGGAAACACGUCGUAGCCAAGAAAGUUAAGAAGCAACUCAAGUAACGGUUAGGUGUGCAUUUGAGAGAUAUCUGUCGCGAGGGGAAAUCUGUUUUAAGUAAUGGAUUGGCCUGGCAAAUUAAAAACUACUUUCUGGAAGAGAAAGCAUCUGCACUUUGAUUGUUACUUUUAAAAAGUACGUUUUUUGAAGGGAAACUACAGUGGGACACACUGUAAACCUAAACGCGUGAGUAAGAGUAAAUGGCAUUUUUGGACUGUUAUACGAGACUACUGCACUGUCAGCGAUUUAUCUCCGUUUGGAAAAGUGGAUUUUUUGGAUUGAUCCGUUAAUGAAUUUGUUGGAAUAUUUCGGAGAUCUUUGUUUUACUUGGAUUAUCAUCACUGGGAAAAAGUUGAAGGAUUCGAGUUGACCGGAGGACUCAGCACAUCUGGGGCACAAUGGGUAACAUAGAGAGUGUGGAUGGCCAUUCGGAGAUGAAGCAUCACAUCAUGCCUCUGAAGGUCCCGAUGCCAGACCCCACCGAGCUGGAGGAGAAGUUUGCCAUUGUUUUGAAUUCUAUGAACUUGCCUCCAGACAAAGCACGGCUCCUCAGACAAUACGACAACGACAAGAAGUGGGACCUGAUCUGCGACCAGGAGAGAUUUCAGGUGAAGAAUCCGCCUCACACCUACAUCCAGAAGCUACGAGGAUACUUAGACCCUGGAGUCACACGAAAGAAGUUUCGCAGACGGGUGCAGGAGUCUACAAAAGUCCUGAGGGAGCUGGAGAUCUCACUGAGGACCAACCACAUUGGGUGGGUCAGGGAGUUCCUCAAUGAUGAGAACAGAGGUCUUGACGUCCUGGUGGAGUACCUCUCCUUUGCCCAGUGUGCUGUCAUGUUGGAUUUUGAGGGCCUGGAAAAUGGGGAGGAAGGCUUCUUGGACAAGACUAAAUCUUGGAGCAGGUCCAUAGAGGAUCUGCACCACAACAGUACCCAGCCCUUCUGCAACACCCUGGUGCGCUCCGCCCGCCAGUCUGUCCUCCGCUAUGGCACGGUUUCCACCAGCAAAACUAUCAAGAACUCCCGCCUGGUGAGCCAAAAAGAUGACGUGCACGUGUGCAUCAUGUGCUUGAGAGCAAUCAUGAAUUACCAGUAUGGCUUCAAUAUGGUCAUGUCUCACGCACACGCAGUCAAUGAAAUUGCUCUCAGCUUGAACAAUAAGAACUCACGGACAAAAGCCUUGGUCCUCGAGCUGCUGGCUGCGGUCUGUCUCGUCCGAGGAGGUCACGAGAUCAUCCUCUCAGCGUUUGACAACUUCAAAGAGGUGUGUAAGGAGAAGCAUCGCUUUGAGAGACUGAUGGAUUACUUCAGCUGUGAGGAGGGAAACAUCGACUACAUGGUUGCUUGCAUGCAGUUCAUCAACAUCGUGGUCCACUCAGUGGAGGACAUGAACUUCAGAGUCCAUCUGCAGUAUGAAUUCACCAAGCUGGGGCUGGAUGAUUACCUGGAGAAAAGCAAGCAUACGGAGAGUGACAAGCUGUCGGUGCAGAUCCAGGCCUACCUGGAUAACGUGUUUGACGUGGGUGGUCUGCUGGAAGAUGCGGAGACAAAGAAUGCUGCUCUGGAGAAGGUGGACGAACUGGAGGAGCACCUGUCCCAUGUCACGGAGAAGCUGCUGGAGAUUGAGAAUGAAACAAUGAUGAAAGUGGCUGAUCUGGAGAAGGUGGUGCUUCAGAAAGAAAAGGACCUGCAUGCAAUACGGGAGACAUACGAGUCGACCAACACCCAGGUCACCACCCUGAGGAGGAUGAUCAAGGAGAAGGACGCCGCUUCUCAGAGGCACGUCAACAUCGAGAGGCGACUUCUGGAGCUGGAACAGCAAGGCACCAUCCGCCUGCACAAGAAGGCUGACGGAGACAUUGCCAUUGAGCCUCUGGUUGUCGGGGGUGGUGUUGGGACAAGUGGCCUCGGGAUCCCACUGGGAGACAUUGGUCAACUCUCUUUGGGUUCAACAGCUGGGUUAAUCCAACCAGGACUAGACACAAGUUUACCCCCAGCCAGUGAAGCACCUCCACCCCCUCCUCCACCUCCACCGCCUCCUCCUCCUCUUCCUUCUGCUUCAGGCCAUGGUGCACCCAUCCCGCCACCUCCUCCCGCUCCUCCUCUGCCAGGCACUUCUCCAUCAGUUAUCCUGAGUUUGGGUCUUUCAGCUAUCAGAAUCAAGAAGCCCAUCAAGACCAAGUUCCGCCUGCCUGUGUUCAACUGGACGGCCUUAAAGCCCAAUCAGAUCAAUGGCACAGUCUUCAACGAGAUUGAUGAUGAACGUGUGAUGGAGGAGCUGGAUCUGGAGAGGUUUGAGGAGCUGUUUAAGACCAGAGCCCAGGGUCCAAUUGUGGAAUUUUCCUGCACGAAGAGCAAAGUAGCCCAGAAGGCGGUAAACAAGAUCAGCCUUCUCGAUGCUAAUCGCUCCAAGAACUUAGCCAUCACACUGCGGAAAGCUAACAAGCCCUCAGAGGAGAUCUGCAAAUCAAUAGAGAAGUUUGACCUCAAGGCCUUACCCGUCGAUUUUGUGGAGUGCCUGAUGCGAUUCCUGCCCACGGAGACGGAGGUGAAGGUGAUGCGUCAGUACGAGCGGGAGCGGCGUCCACUCGACCAGCUGACAGAGGAAGAUCGCUUCAUGUUGUUAUUCAGCAAGAUUGAGAGGCUCACACAGAGAAUGAACAUCAUCACCUUUGUUGGGAACUUUUCUGACAACCUUAACAUGCUCACACCGCAGCUCAAUGCAGUCAUUGCUGCCUCUGGAUCAGUCAAAUCCGCACCAAAGUUAAAAAGAGUGCUUGAGAUCAUCUUAGCCUUGGGAAACUACAUGAACAGCGACAAGCGAGGCUGCGUUUAUGGCUUCAAAUUACAAAGUCUUGAUCUGCUGCUGGACACUAAGUCUACAGACAGGAAGAUGACAUUGCUCCACUACAUAAGUCUCAUUUUGAAAGAGAAGUACCCUGAACUGGCUAACUUCCACAAUGAACUGAACUAUGUGGAUAAAGCUGCAGCAGUAUCCCUGGAAAAUGUGCUGAUUGACGUCCGAGAGCUGGGGAAAGGCAUGGACCUGAUCCGGAGAGAGUGCAGUCUCCAUGACCAUGCGGUGCUGAAAGGCUUCAUCCAGGCCCACGACACACAGCUGGACAAGCUACAGAAAGAUGCCAAGACAGCAGAGGAAGCCUUCAACAAUGUGGUGAACUACUUCGGAGAGAGUGCCAAGACGACUCCGCCCUCGGUGUUCUUCCCCGUGUUUGUGCGCUUUAUCAAGGCCUACAAGGAUGCAGUGGCAGAAAACGAGCAGAGGAAAAAGCAGGAGGAAGCAAUGAGAGAAAAGUUACUGGCUCAGGAGGCGAAGCAGCAAGAGCCCAAGGUCCAGUCCCAGAAGAAGAGGCAGCAGCAGCACGAGCUGAUCGCAGAGCUGCGCAAGCGGCAGGCCAAAGACCACCGGCCCGUGUACGAGGGCAAGGAUGGCACCAUAGAGGACAUCAUCACAGUACUGAAGAGCGUGCCCUUCACAGCGCGCACUGCUAAACGCGGCUCACGGUUCUUCUGUGAAGCCAACCUCUGUGACGACGCCAACUGCUAGCCCCUCCCCCUAAUGCCAAGAUCUCCGAAACCAGCCUUUCCUGCGAGCUGACGCAUUGAUCCGGAGCGGUUGGAAGAGACCCUAAAACCACUUAUUCGUCACUUAUACUCCCCCCCCCCACUAUAACCUCCCCCCCUGUGUCCUGAUGGUCUAUCUCAACCCUGAGGCUGCAGAUCACAAAGACUGAGAGGAGGGACAGAGCUGGGUAAUUUAUUUAUUUAUGGAGGCCCUUUACAGCCACUUUAAGUGAGCAGGCAUCAUUACAGAAGGGCUGCUUCUGUCUCAAGGGAGACAAAAGACUUUCCCUGCUCUGUGCCACGGGGAGAGAGGACUACGAGACAGGUGAGUUGAGGACUGGCGGACCACAGAGCAGGAAGAACUUUGCUUUUGCGAACAAAUGCCUGCCAACAUGUGGAUCUUUUUCCCAGAGACUGUUAAUUUCCUCAGAUUAUGCAGACGUAGCAGGACUGAGAGUCAGCCAAGGAAAGAUGCCAACUCUGCUGCUGCUGGGAUGUUUGCCUUAAAGAGACUUCUAAUCAUAAUAGACAAGCUUCUAUAUCAUGGGGCCCUUACUUCAACACAUUCAAUCAAGACUUCAAUCGCAUGUACCUUGGAGGGAAGAGCGUCUAUUCUUCUGAUUCUUUUGGACAAGCUAAUCAAACCAAAAUGUCUUCAAUGUUUUAUGUUUUGCUUAAGAAGUGCCUUUUUGUGUAAACGGUGUUAUCAGCUAUCAUUUCUUGUUUGACAGCCUUCAUUUGUUAAAGAUUGUAUUUUCAAUUGCCUUGUUGUAUAAUAUUAGUCUUAUAAUACUGACAACAAUAUGCAAAAGAUGAAACGUCCAGCUUUAAGGUAACAACUAGAAUGUAAGAUAACUAUUUUGUUUACCUCUAGUAGAUAAAUGUCUAAAAAUGGACUUUUAUUUGUGCCUUGUCCAAGUAGUUCUUAAAGAUGAAUGUUAUAUGCCUUGACAACACUUUCUGUCACACUUUAAAGUGACAUUUGGGAGGUGACAAAUGUGUAAAGAAGAAACCCGCUGCGUAAGGGCUCGGAUGAUUUAAACCUGCUAUAGAUGUGGUGAUGGAUGAAGGACGUUUCCAUUCCUAUGAGGUCUUAAGCUUUUUUAAAUUUGUUAUCUCUGUUUUUAAUGGAGAUGAUGAAACUUACAUGACAUUGGCACAAAGGGAGCGAGAGAUCUUUACACUACUUAAUUUGGCUCAAUAUAUGAGACACUAUUGUCUUAGUAGACAUUUAUAUUCAUGUACAUUCAAAUCAAGAAAUUUACUUUUUAAAAUAUAUGCUCAAUGCUAUUGUAUAUUGACUGAAAGAUGAAAAUUCCUAAAUAAUAAAUAUGAUACAAUUAUGUAAAUACAAGACUGUCAUUAUAUCUCAAGAGUUUUAACAAAGCUGUUCUUUCUUUGAUGAAGCAACAUUCAAAACAAGUGAUUACUAUAUUUGAAUGUUUUAUUUCUGAUUUCUUAAAGGAUAUUUGUUUACUUGUGAUGUAUUCCAACCAGAAAUAAUUAGAGAUUACUUUUCCUUCUCUCAAAAUGAGGGACAGAGCCACCGUACCUUUCUACUAUAAAAAUCCAUUUAAUUUCUUAUAUCAAAAAGAAAUAAAAUCAUAACAAAACAAUCAGAACCACAAAUAUCCAUGUGGGUUUUUUCCACCAAAAGAAAUUCUCCAACUGUAAAAUGAUUGUUCUAAUUUACAUGUGAAAAUCUAACAGAGCAGGAUGUAAAGAAAUACAAUGUGAUGAAUACUUUUGACAAGUGAGGGGCAAAGCUAGUUUCCUACAGGAUGGGUGUGUGUGUGUGUGUGUGUGUGUGCGCGCGUGUGUGUGAGCACCAUGCAGAGUGAUAUGACAGGUAUGGCUGAUAAACUCAGUUAAAAGCAUCGUGGUGAGCAGUGAGACAGAGAGAGCAACACUUUAAGACUAAAAACCAGUUUGACUGACAGAGGGUUAGCGUUAGCAGCAAGGCAAAGGAAUUAACAAAGGAAUGCUUAUCAGGAAGCUCGUCCCCUUCCUGGGAAUGCACUUAACAAUGAGCAUUAACCUAAAUUACACGUCCAUGUAAUUACAUAGGCCUACAAUUUAAAAAGACAAAAAAAACCUCAAUCUCGCACAGAAGUACGUACCAUCAAACCGCCUCCCCGCACUUUCCUGAAAUUACAUUUACAAUCAAAAGACAAGGAACAAAAGCCAAAUGCAACCAUCCUCAGCUAGCUGAUCAUCGCAGGGUGUUUUUCAGUGAUGACCAGAAAUUCACAGAAGCUUACCGUCACUCUAAAAAAAAAAAAAA